UGCCCUCCCUCGGAUGGGGAGCGCAGCCUUUAUAAUGUGGCCCCUCCGACGGGAGCAUCCUUUCCAGCGCGUGCUUCUUGUCCUCCUUUUUUUGGAGGGGGCGAACCAAGCCAGCCCUUAGCUCGGGCCGAAUCCUGCCUUCUUCUCUGGUUCCUUUGCGCAUUUCGACCCGGUGAUUCCUUUGCUCGCGUUUUCUUCUUUCCUUGGAGAAGGGAACCCGAUUCUCUUCUUGUUGUCUUGUUUUUUUUCUCUUUUUCUGCUCGCCUUGUGAUCCCAAAAGGUCCGUCUAGCUGGAAUGAAUAUAUCUGAGCCUAGUUUCUGUAGAGAGGAGAUACCCCAAGCCAGAGGCGACUUUUCAUGGGGAGCCGUCGCGGGAGCAGCAGCUGCGCCACCGCCGCCUCCGCCUCCGCCGCCUCCACCUCCUCCCGCUGCUGCUGCCUCUGAUCCCGGGCGCGCCUUCGCGCAGCACAGCCGGGCCGCGGAGCCCGCCGUCUCCAGCCGGACCCCCAGCCCGGAGCCGGCCUUCGGAUUUCGCCCAGGCGCAGCGGCGCCCAUCGGGGGAGGCGACCCCGGCGGCGCGCUCUUGGGCACCUCGGCUGCGUCGAGCCGUUCUCCCAGCCCCGACGCCGGCUAUGGCUACGGCGCCGUCUCGGGCCGUCCGUCCGACGGCAAGAGCGCCGAGGAUUCCCGCAUCCGGCGCCCCAUGAACGCCUUCAUGGUGUGGGCCAAGGACGAGAGGAAGCGGCUGGCCCAGCAGAAUCCGGACCUGCACAACGCGGUGCUGAGCAAGAUGCUGGGCCAGUCGUGGAAAGCGCUCAGCGCCAGCGACAAGCGCCCCUUUGUGGAAGAGGCAGAGAGACUGAGGAUUCAGCACCUGCAGGACCACCCUAACUACAAGUACCGCCCCAGGAGGAAGAAGCAAGCCAAGAAAAUCAAGAGGAUGGAGCCCAACAUCCUCCUGCACAAUCUCUCCCAGCCUUGUGGCGACGGCUUUGCCAUGAACCACCGGGCUGGCGGCGCCAUCGGGCACCCGGGCCAUGCCCAGCCUCCUCCGCUCAACCACUUCAGAGAACUCCGCUCGGUGAGCUCUGAUAUGGAGAACUACGGCUUGCCGACCCCUGAGAUGUCCCCUCUGGACGUCUUGGAGCAGACAGAGCCUGCCUUUUUCCCUCCGCACAUGCAGGACGACUGCAGCGUGAUGUCCUUCCGAGGCUACCACCACCACCCUCCUCCUCCUCCACCUCCCCAGAUGGAGUUUACCCCGGAGAAAAACCUGGGGAGGAACAUGCCCAUGGGCUACCCACAGAACCCACCUCACCUGGCUGAUGCCAUGAGGACUCCCCACCCACCUGGUAUGUACUACAACCAAAUAUGCGCCGGAGCCGCCAACGGGCUUUCAGCCCACCUGGGCCAGCUCUCCCCGCCGCCCGAAUCUCACCACCUAGACGGCGUGGAGCACUUGAACCCCAACGAGCUCUGGACAGAAGUGGACCGCAACGAGUUUGACCAGUAUUUGAAUAUGAGCAGGACUCGUCCCGAUCCUUCGGGGUUUGCCUACCAUGUCUCUGUGUCCAAAGUGACUCCUCGAAACCUCUCCUGCGAGGAGAGCAGCUUGAUAUCGGCCUUGUCCGAUGCCAGUAGCGCUGUCUAUUACAGCACCUGUAUCACUGGGUAGGAGUGUGCCUAUGUGUUCAGCAAGGGGAGAGAGGUUCAAGGCUGAGCCCGGUUUAACCAUCAUUUCCCUUCCCCCAGGGAACCCUGGGAACAUGGAAGGGGGAACCAUGGGAUCUUGUACCUGAAUUCCGUCUCCUAACCACAAUUCCCAGGAUCCUUUGAGCGAAGCUGUGCCAGUUAAACCGGUAUGAAUUUGACGGAAGCUCAAAACCUACAUGUAACCCUUAGGAAAGGCAUGAUGCGCAGGUGCUAACCUCUUUUUUUUUGUUUGCUCCAAAUGAGAGCAGCUUGGUUCCCCAUCCCUGCGGGGCACAUUGUCCUUCUAACAAAUUUAUUCUUACCUGCUGAGAGACAGCCCAGCUCAGCUAUUGUGCCUGUCCUUGGAGAGACAAGUGCCAAUCUGCCGAGGAGUGAGCAAAAAACAUCUGCAGGAACUUUGAAACUGUUGCUGCGGAGAAUUACUGCAGAGAAACUAUUUGCCCUUCUACUCUUGCAUCCCAAGCAGGGCUUGGGAACCUCACCCCUGAAGCUUGUGGAGUUUUCUGCAUUUAAGGGCCUCUUCACACUUAAAACAGAUUUUUAUUUUUAGUGUCCACUGAAAGUCAUUCAACAUAAACCCAUGUGUGUCACUGUCAGGAUUUUCAUUCUCUCCCGUGCUGCAGAGCAUGUGUGACUACUAGUCCCAUGCCCAUGUCACAAAUGUGUUUGCAGAGCAGACAUGUGUGCAUCGCACUCAUCCGGGAGAAAGGGACUGGAUGUGGCUGGCUCGACUUUGCUCUUGUCUAAUGUGUGAAAGAGCCCUUAGAUCCCCUGCCUUGCACAUUUUUAGCUGAAGCACUGGGUUGGGGGGCAAAAACAUGGGACCCUGCCCCCUUCCUUGUUCAGCGUAAUGUGCAAAUCAUCUCAGAAUCCCUCUGCAAGACGCAACAUUCAUCUAGCUGAGAUAACGGUGCCCACUUAUAUCCCCACAAGUGCCUUCCUAUGCAUCAGCCUUCCAAACCCUCUCCCCUUGCCUGUGAACAUUGCAAUAUUUAGAUUAUCUCAUUAAAUGCAUUGCUUUGUUUUUUUGUUUAAAAUAAUGCUGAACCACUGAUAUACUGUAUCGCUAUGUAGCACAACGAGAUAGACUGUUGCAAAGCAGAAGGAAACUGAAUUCAUAGGGUGCCGAAAUGUGUGAGGGCGGACAGUUUUUCUGGACCUUUUAUGCCCCAGAGGUAAUUAUAGUGGCUGCAGCUUUUCUUCGCGCCUGCAGCAUUGUAACAUGACAAGCCACAAGAUGCUGAAAUCCUUUCCCUCUGGAUUGUUGGAAAAAGUUCAGGAGUCUGGUUCUCCGGUGCAUUUGAUCUCUUCCAGUGUUUAAGAUGUCUGUACUGUAAGUCUGCGUAACUGGGGAAGCAGGGUGGGGAGGCAGUGGCUCUCGACAUCUGGGGGGUUUUUUUAGCAGUGAAGCUAGCUGCCUGACCCAGAGCUCAAUUGCAAGCUGUCCGAUUUGAAGCAUCACCCGAGUCCUAGAACAUGCUGGGGUCUGGUGGCGAGUGUGCCAUCUGCAACCCAACAGAGCGCAUUGUCAUACCUCUGCGUUGCACCCCGAGGGCACCAUCGUGGGCUAAAGCUAUAUUCAUGCCUAAAACAGGUUGGACUGAAUUGGCUUGUGCAGGAGGGGAAGCACUGACUGCAGUGCGGUUUGAGACAUUCCAUAAAAGGGGUUGGGCAUCAAGGCAGGGAAGUAGCAAAAAUUGUGACGAGGGAGGGUUUUAAGACUGGUUAAAGUGGUAUGAAGUGUGAUGAAGGGAAAGGGUUGAAAAAGCCGUAAAAAUAGAAUAAAAUUGGCAGGUGGUCCUUUGAGGCUGGCAUAACUUUACCCAGAUUGUGCCCGUUCACUUCAAAGCCAGCCCACUGAUUUCAGCAGCUUCCAAGUGAUUUAGAAAUCCAUUCUCGAGUUAAUUUCCCCCGGAUGCCUUUUCAUUCUAAGCAUCCCUAUCAGAAAGCUCACCGAACCUGCUUUGACUCGACUUCCCUGUGAACCUCUAUGUAAAUCCCAUUGAAGCAGCUCUGCUAAGCUUUGCCCAUGUAAAGCCAUGCAAUUUGUGAUCACACUGAUGGAAGCAUUGGGGGGGGGAGGUGCAUUUGAAGCUGCCAUGUGAGAUCCGAGCCACUGGCCCACUGUUUUCUCCUCUGACCGGUGGUCGUAAUUCAAAGGCUCAGGGCAAGAAUCUUUUCCCACUCCUCCGGGAUCCUGUGAGCUGGUGGCACCCAGGACUGAAACUGGGACCACCGUCGUGCAAAGCAGAUGUUCUGCCACUGGCCUAAGGCUCUUCCCAAAAUGUAGGCAGCUGCUUCAGACCAAAGUCAGACUACUGGCCCAUCUCACUCAGUAUUGUCCAUGUUGACUGGGUUUCAGAGGGGAAGCCUCUCCCUGCUCUGCCUGGGAAUGCAGACAAUUACACCUGGGACCUUUUUGCAUACAAGCAGUUGCUUUGCUGCUGAGCCACAGCAGCCCCUGUUUUCAGGAUGGAGGUGUAACUUCCAGCCUUCCACUUUCCCCAAGCUCUACUGCACCAUGCCUUGAGAACCAGCAUUUUCAGAGUUAGGUUAUUAAGGCCAGAGGAGAAGCGAGUCAGGGCUCUAUCUACACUGACCUAUGCUCCGCAUUCCCAGGCAGAGGUCCACACUUUCCAGGUCUGCGUCCAGCAGCUUUUUAUUGAUAUUAUUUUUGCUUUCCCUGCAAAAACCCGCUCUUUAUCACUGAAUCAGAGCAAAUGGCAAUUUGCAGAAAACCCGAAUUGCCAUUUGCUCCUAAUCAGCAGUACGGAUCCAAUUUUCUUGGGGAAAGCAGAUGGAAGAAAGAAAGAAAGAAAGAAAGAAAGAAAGAAAGAAAGAAAGAAAGAAAGAAAGAAAGAAAGAAAGAAAGAAAAGCCCUCUGAAAUUGACUGGGAAAGUGCAACCCUAUGCGUAGAAAGUAUUGGGGGGGGUGAGUAAGGAUGAGCCCUAAUAAGGUGUUCAAAACAGGGAGUGAUUCUUUUGCAAUGAUUGUUAUGGGAGAGAGACUAGUUUAGGGGUGCCAAACAGGCACAUUUUUCACUGUAUCAAGAUUAUUAUCUUUCAUUUGAACCAUAGGACUAUAUUUUUACUAAGUCUUUUAUAUAUCUAUCUCUCUAUCUAUAAAUAAUAUUUAAUUUGUUCAGGCAUUUUAUACUACCGAAUCUCUUUUCUGUCUCUUUUGGUAAUAAAUCGAAGGGUAUCUGUGUCACGGAAAGCAUUUAUGUAGCAACUGAAUUAAAACAAAUAUAAAGAACAGAGGAGAGAGGAGCAGUUUUAAGUCAUAAAAUCGUGUGCAACAAUUUUCUGGAAUUUUGGGGGGAGCAUUUUCGAUCGGUGUAGAGACCAAGGAGACUCGAUCCCACGGUUGGGGGGGGGGGUCUGUAUAAAACCCCGUUGAAAUGAAUUGGCAGCUACACAAGAACCCUGCUAGAGUUUGUGCAGAAGACCGUCCCAAAUAAUGUUGCUGGCUGGUUAAUUGUUAAGACAUAUUUUCCUAAUGCCUUGGCUCUCAUGUGCUUGCUAUGUGAACACAUGUUUCUCCCCCUAAUAAAUGUUGUCCCCAACCAUUUCCAGAUUUCUCUGGCAGUCGAUUCCUGUUUAGACUGCACAUUGGUUUCAAGGGACCACCUCCCACUAAGCACUGGGCAAGGGUUGGUUGUCUGUGAGAGGAAAGGCCUUCUUUAUAGGAAAGAUAGGAGAGAGUGGGUUUGAUCCAGGCUCAGUUGCCAAUGCAAUCCAGUGUACGUGCCUAUUUUUCCAAUGUUGUGUAAGCUGCCGAUGUGUUUGGUCGGACGUACCAUCUGUUCUCAUAUUUGGGGGGAGGGGGGAUAACCCUCAGUCCUCUAAUAAAACGACGUGAUAUCCUUUUCUUGACAUGUCUGUGUGUGGUUUUUUGGGGAUUUCGUUAACACAACUGCGCACAAUCUGCGCUAAGGGGCUCUGCAUUUGCACGCCGGAGCCUGCAGAAAUUGGAAAUGAUAUUAAAGCCCGCUUAGAUCUGUUGAUCUCGCUGUGCUAAUGUGGCUCCUCGCAUGUGUUCUGAUGCUUUGUUUACAGCCUGACACAUAAGACGGUGACGUCAAAUGGCUUGGGUCGGAGCCAAUUGGUUUCCCACCCACCCUCUUCCCUGUCCUAAACAUUAUUGUGAUUGUUUGCAGCGCGAGCUUAAGAUCUCAUCACAUCAUCUUUUGUUAUGUUGCUAAUUCACUGAAGGACGCAAGUCCCCCGUUUCAAGCACAUUGUUUCUCUGGCACAGAGAUGUCUUUGAGCAUUAUUAUUAUUAUUAUUUGCACCAGGAAUGUCUUUCAGUUUCCUGCUCAUCAUCACUGCUAAUGCUGUAUAUGGAGAAGAAAGCUCUUUUUGAUACAUCAGUUGUACAUUCUUGGUUCAUGCGGUGCUUUCAUCCACUGCCCAAAGACAGGAAAUUCAAGGAACAGUGCUUGCUGUUGCUCAUGAAAACACUCUGGGGAAUGGGCAAUUAAGUUCCGAUCAAUAGAACUUAAUUCCAUAGCAAUGCAAACUUAAUUUCACUUUGAUGUUGCAAGAUGUUUCCCAAGACAGCUCUCUGUCGCCCAAUGGGCAGUUUGCCUGGCAUCUUUCUUUUGGCACUUUCAUUGGGCAAAGCAGUUAGCCAUUUUUACCUUGUGAAUUUUUCACAAUGGCCUUAUUAGUUAUUACCAAUCCUCUCUGUUCUCUCCCUCCGUAUUUCUGCUGUGUUUUUGUACACAAUGUAUGCUAAAACUUUGGUUCCAAAACAGCCCUUGAAGUAGAUUUUCUUUCUUUCUUCUUUUGCCCAAAAUAUUUCCACUCCUUCUUUGUCAUAUUUUAACCCCAUCCAAUUAAUCAAGCUACACAUUGGCUUUU
Molecule: messenger RNA, 6579 nt
Organism: Zootoca vivipara (common lizard)
Lineage: Eukaryota; Metazoa; Chordata; Lepidosauria; Squamata; Lacertidae
Gene: SOX18
Product: SRY-box transcription factor 18
Biological process (GO): angiogenesis; positive regulation of transcription by RNA polymerase II; lymphangiogenesis
Cellular component (GO): nucleus
Molecular function (GO): DNA-binding transcription activator activity, RNA polymerase II-specific; RNA polymerase II cis-regulatory region sequence-specific DNA binding
Source: RefSeq, a predicted model, not a curated record